This is a messenger RNA of Musa acuminata subsp. malaccensis (wild Malaysian banana), 2204 nucleotides long. Lineage: Eukaryota; Viridiplantae; Streptophyta; Magnoliopsida; Zingiberales; Musaceae. The record is from RefSeq and is a predicted model, not a curated record.
AUUCACACUUCAAUAGCAGUGCAAUCGACCUUAGAAGGUCUCCAAGGCCACAUGGAAUCAAGUGUUUUCUACUUCUCUAUGACUACUGGGGAAAGAAGUCUAAGUCUAAUUCAGAGGCCACAUGGUGUGGUAUGACAUGCAUCCAUUCUUGUCCCCCAAAGGAUGCUGCAGUUACCUAUAGCUAUCAGAUGAUUCGCUUCUUCCUUGCAUGUUCUCGUACCUUUCUAUCACUAUCUCUCUACAUUCUCAGUACAGUCAAAGAGGCCAUAAAGAAGGGGGAAGAGUUCUACAAGUAAGUGUGUAGGAUUCCCCUGACUGGAUUACUACUUCUGCUACCACAACUACAACUUUGCUUUUGAGAUUUAUUGCCUCUCCUCCCUCACUGACAUCCAUAUCCUCCCUCCUAUGCUUGUAGCUGGUUUCGAAGUUGUUCCCAGAGAAAUUACAUGUUCUGGCAUGGGAUAUCUCUCUAACAAUUAAUCCAAGAGGCUUUCUAGCUUGAGGUAUGAUCUGCUGAGCUAUCAUCUGUCACUCAUAUGUCCCAAGUUCUUGAGAGUGGAAUGGCUGUUGUUGCAGUGAACGGAGGAGGCUUUCCUGCUGUUACUGCUCCCAAGGUUUCAUUUCUCUUGAUCACUUCUUCCAUGCGAUUUGCCUUUACCCUCUGCUUCUCCUAGCCUGUGGUAAUCGGACUUGCAGAGAAGAGUGAGAGCUAGAACACAUGUCUUGGUUCCCAUGCCCGGUGGGCUUGUUGAGCUGCUGGUUUCGAAGCACGUAAAGUGUUUCCUAACUUCCUCCUCGAUCAAUCCACUGAGAGCUCACACACACCAUCCGAAUGACCAAGUUGUUUUCCUUCUUUGAGGAACACUCUUUUAUGUUCUAAACAGACUUAAAGAAGAUUUGCAUGUCAUGCACUGACAGAGGCAGAUCUUGCACACCGUAGAAUUCAUGAUGUCUCAGUGCACCUCGAACUCCUACGACCGCUCCAUCGAUAUGCCCAUGGCUGAUAACGGUGGAUACCCGAGUGCUGGUGGUGGUGGUGGUGGUGGCGGUGGUGGUGGGGAUGAUUCCCAGCCAUGGCUUGCCCCGCAGUUAGUCGCCACAGGCGCUCAAGCUCUUCCUUGGGAUCUCUACGCCACCCAGUCGAACUUGUUCGACAGGACGAUGGAUGACGACAUCCUCCACGAUGGCUCUACCAGGAACUUCUUCCAUUGCGGCAAUCCUCCACCUCCGCUGUCGGAGUCUAUGGUCGACGAUGGCAUCCCGGACGACGCACCGGCGUAUCACAAUUUUGGGGAGAUGGUUGGCCACGGUAAGGAGUCGCUGAAGAUGGAAGGCAGCGCCCGAACCGAGUCGGGCUCGGACGGCAGCGACGACGACGAGGAGCACCGGCCGGCGAGGAGGUCCGGUAAGCAACACUGCUCGAAGAACCUCUUCGCGGAGCGGAAGAGGAGGAAGAAGCUCAACGAUCGGCUCUUUGCUCUGCGCGCGCUGGUUCCAAAGAUCACAAAGAUGGACAGGGCUUCGAUACUAGGAGACGCCAUCGAGUACGUGAUGGAUUUGCAGAAGCAAGUGAAGGAUCUGCAGGACGAGCUGGAGGAGACGAAUCAGGAGGACGCCGGCCACGACAAGCAGAUCGGAAGCAACCUCCACAACAGCAACGGCCAAAUGGAUGUCCCGAUCGCAAAUGGGUGGACGGAUCACGACGAUUCCGGGAACAAUCCGAGGACGGUCGCCGCAGCCGACGAUAACAAGCCAUCAUCCGACAAGGGUCAGCAGAUGGAGGUGAUCGAUCAUCUUUACAUGUUCUACCGCCGCAACGCAAGAAAGCCCUCCUUACUGCAUCUAGAUGCAAAUGAGCAGCCACAGGUGGAGGUGAGGCAACUGGAGGCGAACGAGUUCUUCGUAAAGGUGCUGUGCGAGCACAAGCAAGGAGGGUUCGCGAGGCUGAUGGAGGCGAUGAGCUCCCUCGGACUGGAAGUGACCGACGCCAGUGUCACCUCAUACGAAAGCCUAGUCUUGAACGUCUUCAGAGUCGAGAGAAGAGAUGCCCAAGUUGUGGAAGCAGAUCGAGUGAGGGACUCAUUGCUGGAGGUGACGCGAGAUCCGCAAGGGUGGUCAGGGCUUGCACAAGCAGCGGAGCAGCAGCAGCAGCAGCUCGGCUUCCAUCAUCACCUUCGUUACCUUCACCACCAAGCAUAGCUCGG